Messenger RNA from Spirometra erinaceieuropaei, 777 nucleotides. Lineage: Eukaryota; Metazoa; Platyhelminthes; Cestoda; Diphyllobothriidea; Diphyllobothriidae. The record is from the annotation of a GenBank genome assembly.
AUGGUGGAACGUUUCCAUCGCCAGCUAAAGACCGCCCUGCGUGCCGUAGCAGACCCAGGAAACUGGUCGGACAACCUUCCUCUUGCACUCCUCGGCAUCCGCGCAGCUCUGAAGUCGGAUCUGGGCUGUAGCGCAGCCGAAUUGGUUUUCGGCACUACCCUCCGACUGCCAGGCGAGAUGAUCACCCCAACCUCUCGUGGAGCCGACGAGACUCCUGACAAUCUUAUGCACCGUUUGCGGCAAUUCAUGCGCUCGCUUUCCCCGGUUCCACCUCGAACUCCUAUGACUGAGUCUUAUGUCGAAAAAGACUUGGACAAAUGUACUCAUGUGUUCGUCCGGUGUGACCGUGUGCGCCAGCCGCUGGAAUCACCAUAUGAAGGACCGUUCCGCGUGCUCGCGCGCAACACCAAGACCUUCCGAAUUCUUCGCAAUGACAAGGAGGACGUGGUCAGUGUCGAUCGGGUCAAGGCUGCUGUUGCGGAGGAGCCGCCGGACCUGUCACAAGGACAAACAUGUGCUGACCCCCUAACCCCUGUUCCUCCAUCUUCCCUAUCCCCUACUCGUUCACCCUGCCCACUGCCUUGCCCUUCCCCUCCCUUGCCCUCUACCCCUCCGUCCCGCAUACUUCCUCUCCCUACAUGUCAACAGCAUCCAACUGCAACACCAUCGUCCACCACAGCACGCAGUCAACCCUCUUCGACUGUACCUCCUGCAUACAUAACUCGCAGUGGCCGUCACGUUCAUUUUCCUGAUCGUUUAGUUACCCAUUUUUUCUAG